Molecule: messenger RNA, 1413 nt
Organism: Thamnophis elegans (Western terrestrial garter snake)
Lineage: Eukaryota; Metazoa; Chordata; Lepidosauria; Squamata; Natricidae
Product: stromelysin-2-like
Exons: 10
Coding region: 1-1413 (470 amino acids)
Biological process (GO): extracellular matrix organization; proteolysis; collagen catabolic process
Cellular component (GO): extracellular matrix
Molecular function (GO): metalloendopeptidase activity; zinc ion binding
Source: RefSeq, a predicted model, not a curated record
AUGAGAAGCUUCUGGCUUGUGCUCUUUGGUGGGGCAAUAGCUUUUGCUUUGCCUGUGAAACAUGAAAAAGACAAGAUGCUUCUUAUGCAGAGGUACCUAGAAAAAUAUUACAACUUUACAUCAAAUGGGCAGCAAGUCUUUAAAAGAAGAAUCAGCAGCCCCAUGGCAAAAAAGAUCAGAGAAAUGCAAAGAUUUAUUGGAUUAGAGGUGACAGGUGAUAUAGACUCCAAUACACUGCAGGCCAUUCAAAAACCCAGAUGUGGAAACCCAGAUGUGGGCCAAUUUGCCUUCUUUCCAAAUCAACCCAAGUGGCAGAAGAAACAUUUAAUCUACAGGAUACUGAACUACACACCAGAUAUGGAAAGAGGCAGCAUUGACGAAAUCAUCGACAAAGCUCUUAAAGUUUGGAGCCAAGUUACGCCUUUGACAUUCGAGAAAGUUCUACAUGGCAAUGCAGACAUAUAUAUCUCUUUCCAGUCUAGAGCUCAUGGAGAUUUGUAUCCUUUUGAUGGACCUGGUGGAACACUUGCCCAUGCUUACGCUCCUGGUCCUGACUUUGGAGGAGAUGCCCAUUUUGAUGAAGAUGAAUUCUGGAGCUCUGGUGUAGAAGGUAUCAAUUUAUUUUAUACUGCUGUUCAUGAGUUUGGCCAUUCCCUUGGACUCUUCCAUUCUCAACAUCCUGAUGCGGUGAUGAAUCCAAUGUAUAAGACGCCCAUGGCAAAUCAACCGAUUCUAUCUCAGGAUGAUAUUGCUGGCAUCCAGUAUCUUUAUGGAGCAUCAUCAAAUCCACCUCAAGACGAUGAACCAAGAAAACCCAACAGCGAAGACAAACCAGCAUUACCUUCUGCUUGCAAUCCUGGCUUGACAUUUGAUGCUGUGACCACUUUUCGGGGAGAAAUAAUGUUUUUCUGGAAUAAAUAUUUUUGGCGAAAACUCCCCCAGUACAGACAGAUUGAUUUGGAUCUGAUUUCUGAAUUUUGGCCAUUUCUACCAUCUGGAGUGGAUGCUGUUUCUGAAAAUAAUGAGAAAGAUGAGACGUUUCUUUUUAAAGGCAACCAGUUCUGGGUCGUGAAAGGAGAUUAUUUGCUUCCUGGGUACCCCAAGUCCAUCCACAGUCUGGGCUUUCCCAAAGAAGUCGCAAAAAUUGAUGCUGCAGUUUUCAGUGCCAAUGAAAAGAAGACAUAUUAUUUUUCUUCAGACAGAUACUGGAGUUACGAUGAAAACAGCAAAACCAUGAACAGGAGUCCCCAAAGGAUCCAAAAUGGCUUCCCAGGUAUCUCAGGCAAGAUUGAUGCCGUCUUCCACUACAAUGAUGUAUUGUACUUCUUUAAGGGAAGAAAUCAAUAUGAGUUUGAUCCUAACACCAGAAGAGUUACUCGGAUCCUAAAGGCCAACAGCUGGUUUUCAUGCUGA